Molecule: messenger RNA, 1386 nt
Organism: Aureobasidium musti
Lineage: Eukaryota; Fungi; Ascomycota; Dothideomycetes; Dothideales; Saccotheciaceae
Source: the annotation of a GenBank genome assembly
AUGGCUCCUACUCCCAAAGAAUGCGACUUCCUCGUCCUUGGUAUCGGUAGUGGUGGUCUCGCCGCUGCCAGAAGAGCCAGUGGUAUGUAUGGAAUGAAGACCAUUGCCGUCGAGAACUCCAGACUGGGUGGUACUUGUGUCAACGUCGGGUAUAAGGUCACCUGGAACGCCGCCGCCAUCCAAGAGACCAUCCACGAAGCCAAGGCCUACGGCUUCUCUAUUCAGGAGACCGCUCCUUUCGACUGGACCACCUUCAAGCACAAGCGUGACGCCUACGUCAAGCGUCUGAACGGAAUCUACGAGAAGAACCUCAAGAACGACAAGGUCGAAUACCUCAACGGAACCGCCUCUUUCGUCUCCAAGGACGUCGUUAAGGUUGUUGGUCAGGAUGGCCAGGAACAGCAGGUCCGCGCAAAGAAGAUCCUUGUUGCUGUCGGUGGUCGCCCCAGCACAAUUGAUGUCGAGGGCGCCGAGCUUGGUAUCAACAGUGACGGCUUCUUCGACCUCGAGAAGCAGCCCAAGAAGGUCGCCGUUGUCGGUGCUGGUUAUAUCGCCGUCGAGAUGGCUGGCAUGUUCCACCACCUCGGCACUGAGACCCACCUGUUCAUCCGCCAUGACAAGUUCUUGCGCACUUUCGAUCCCAUGAUUCAGGACAAGAUCAUGGAUGAGUACAAGCGUCAAGGUCUCCACAUUCACACCAACAGCUCCCAGAGCAAGCUCGAGGAUCUGGGCAAUGGCUGGAAGAAGCUUCACUACAAGGAUGACGAGGGUGAGAACACCAUGGAUGUCGAUUGCGUUCUGUGGGCUAUUGGUCGUACACCUGAAGUCGAGAAGCUCAACCUGGAAAACGCCGGUGUUGAACUUGACGACAAGAACCACAUCAAGGUCGACAAGUACCAGAACACCAACGUUGACGGCAUUUACGCUUUGGGCGACGUCUGCAACGCCGGCAUGGAACUGACUCCUGUCGCUAUUGCCGCUGGUCGUCGUCUCGGAGACCGUCUUUUCGGUGGUAAGAAGGACGCCCACCUCGACUACACCAAUGUCCCUUCGGUCGUCUUCUCUCACCCUACUGUUGGCAGCAUCGGUCUCACCGAGCCUGAGGCUCGUGAGAAGUUCGGUGAUUCCAUCAAGAUUUAUUCUUCCAGCUUCACUGCCAUGUACUACGCCAUGAUGGAGCCUGAAGACAAGGGCCCUACCGCCUACAAGCUCAUCUGCGAAGGUCCCAACGAGAGAGUCGUUGGCCUGCACAUCCUCGGCCAGGGCAGUGACGAGAUCCUGCAGGGCUUCGGUGUUGCCAUCAAGAUGGGUGCCACCAAGGCCGACUUUGACAGCUGUGUUGCUAUUCACCCCACAUCUGCUGAGGAGUUGGUGACCAUGCGAUAG